Rosa chinensis is the source of this 890-nucleotide messenger RNA. RefSeq names its product ethylene-responsive transcription factor 2. NCBI's taxonomy places the organism in Eukaryota, Viridiplantae, Streptophyta, Magnoliopsida, Rosales, Rosaceae. Gene Ontology annotation, biological process: ethylene-activated signaling pathway; regulation of DNA-templated transcription. The record is from RefSeq and is a predicted model, not a curated record. The transcript has a single exon. Gene Ontology annotation, molecular function: DNA-binding transcription factor activity; DNA binding. Bases 105 to 824 code for a protein of 239 amino acids.
CUCCCCAUUAACACACAGCUUCAAAAUCCACUCUUAAGACUUCCAAAACUCACAGCUUCAAAAUAGAGUGAAGUCUCAAUACAACCCAGAAGAUUUCAAAAAACAUGUCCAUAGAAACCGAAAGCUUCUCGAACUCAGACUGGGCUCUCUUGGAGUCGAUCCGUCAGCAUCUUCUUGACGACGAUUUCGAUACCCAGUUGGGUUUUUUCGCAGAUUCUCCUGCUCAACGUACUUCCAGCUCUAACAGCACUGAGAUAUCGAACAGUGAUGCGGAGAUAGUGGGGCGGAACCAAGCAUUCACUAGCGAAUUUGAGGAGGUGGCGGCGGAGCGUGAACACCACGCGCCAUCGGCACCGAGGCAUUUUAGGGGAGUGAGGAGGCGGCCGUGGGGAAAGUACGCGGCGGAGAUAAGGGACCCGAAGAAGAACGGGAUGAGAGUGUGGCUCGGAACCUACGAGACGGCGGAGCAUGCCGGAUUGGCUUACGACCGAGCCGCUUUCAAAAUGCGUGGCUCCAAAGCUAAGCUUAACUUUCCUCACUUGAUUGGCGCGCAUGAUAUGGAGGUGGGCCGUGUGUUUCCCAAGCGUGCCUCGCCGGAGCCGGCAUCUCCGUCCUCCACGACGUCGUCUGAAGAUGGCUCGCCGAAGCCAAAGAGGAGGAGGGGUGGAGGGGACUCGGCUGCGGCGAAAGCCAAGUUGGAUGAAGCUGCUCGAGAGUUUCAACUGUUCCAAGUGGACUCAUUCACAUUUGGCAACGAAUUAUUGGUUGAGGAUAUGGUGCUCUUGUCACCAUCUGAAUGCUCAGACAUUCUUUCUUUUUUGUAGUGAUUUUUCCGGCGAACGAAAAUGUAAAUUUGCAUUAUGAGUAUUAGCUUCUUCAGAUUUAGAUCA